Messenger RNA from Cuscuta europaea, 2296 nucleotides. The record is from the annotation of a GenBank genome assembly. NCBI's taxonomy places the organism in Eukaryota, Viridiplantae, Streptophyta, Magnoliopsida, Solanales, Convolvulaceae.
UCGCGGCCUUGCUCGUAUCUCAAGUCCUCCAACAUAGUUCCAAUCCCGGCGGGUAACUUUUUAUCAGUAUAAUAAAAUUUCUGAAAUCCCAUUUUCCCGCCAUGGCUCACAGAUAGCUUGAACUUAUUUGGCACUUCUAUGACCUUUUCUAUACUUUACUCUUUCGACCAAAUCUAGCGACCGGAAACGUUGUUGACAUGGCACACAAGGAAUCCGUUUCUCUGAUUCCUUCGCCGCCACCGAUCUCCAUCGGAAAUUGUCAGGUGCAGGUCGAAGCUAAGAGCUUUGAAUCCGAGUGGACGGAAAACAACCUCCAAAUCACGUUCGCUAAAGAUGCCAAUCUCAAAAUUUCAGUCAUGGAGAACUGGAAUGGAAAAGUGACGCAGUGUGGCCAUCAGGAGUAUGGGGACGAGGAAAAUGGAAAUUACUCUUUUCAACUGGUUAAUCCAAACGAGAGAGAUUGUAUAACCAGGAGUUUAGUUCAGGAAGUGCUAAACAUUUAUGCUAAGGAACUUCCGGCAAUGAAAUAUGCUGCAAACACAGGAAAACACUCAUUGUUCCUUGAUAAAUGUGUAUCGAGUGGGAAGUACUAUACAUUAGUCUUGAAAUUUAAGGACAGUCUAAACCAUGGAGAGGUCAUUGCCGCAACUACGUAUCAGAUAAUAUCUGCUGACACCCUGUAUGCUGAGAUUCCUCUGGCAGCUGUUAGAUCUCAAUAUCAACAAAAGGGGAUAGGCCACUUAUUAUACAUGGAACUGAGAAGGAGAUUGCAGAAUGUAGGAAUAAGGACAGUUCUUUGUUGGGGAGACAAGGAGUCUGAAGGAUUCUGGCUUAAACAGGGGUUCAUAGUAAUUGGUCAGGUAGAUGCAAAAGGCAAAGCUCGAAGGCUUCCUAUUAGGCCAAAUAUUCGCAGAAUGUUGUGCUUUCCCGGUGGCUCAUCUCUCAUGGUUUCUUAUCUUAACAAUGAAAGUCCAAUAAAUCCACCAGAGCGUCCUGUGAUAAAUCUACCAGAGAAGAACUAUUCAUCUUAUAUCACUCAGAAACAAGACUAUCGGGUACCCGAAGGGAACCACCCUUCCAAGGAAGCGCUAAAUCAUAAUAUCAGAUCAGACAUGACACCGCAUUACGAUCCAGACAUGAUGGAGACUGUAAAUGACAGUGAUAGUGAAGGAGCAAAUGAAUCUGAACUUGAACCUUGUCUGAAGCAAUAUUCAUUUGUGGCACCGGGAACAAAUAAAAGGACAUGGGAAUCCUCAUUCACCUCUUUGAACUCAAAAAAAGUAAAGGGAGGCUAUCAAACUGAAUGCCACUUAGAUUCUAACAGCUUUCUUCUAGAAAGAAACAAAAUUACCAGUAUGCAUAAAACCUGUGAUUCACCAACAGAGCCUGAUGAAGUGGACAAUUGCCCAAAAGACCCUCUAACACGCAGCUCCAAGUAUUAUUAUGAACACAAAGCACUUGGUGUGACUUCCGAAAGGUAUAGCAGCGAAGGAAUUCCUUCAUUGGGAAAAGACUUCAGAAUUAUACUAAUGAAUAUAGCUGAUGACAAUAAGAAGACGAUUUUAACUAAGAUUAUUGAAAGCCUUGGUGGAGAUGUAACAUCUGAUGGAAGUAUAUGUACACAUGUGGUGACUGGAAGAGUGAGGAAAACACUGAAUUUCUGCAAAGCUUUAUGCUCAGGGUCCUGGAUAGUAUCGUCCAGUUGGUUAAAGGAAAGCUAUCGGAAUGGCAGAUUUGUUGAUGAAAUGCCUUUCAUUUUAAAGGAUGAAGACUAUGAAGUAAAGUAUGGGAUCGAACUUAAAGAGGCAGUUUUUAGGACUAGGGUGCACCCCCACAGUUUACUUGAUGGUUAUGACAUAUGCCUAGCAGCUCACGUUCAACCUCCAGCCAGUAUGUUGUCCUCAAUUGUAAAAUCUGCAGGAGGAAAUAUUUUAGGCGGGCUGGACAAGGUGAAAGAUGUGAAUAGAACUAUAUUUGUGGCGUGUGAGGAGGAUAUAGACGAAGCACUGUUAGCGGCACAGAAAGGGAUACGCUGUUUCAGUAGUGAGGGGUUCAUGAACUGCAUCAUGAAACAGCAACUUGACCUUGGAGCCUCUCAAUUUGCAGUGAGCCUCUAAUUCGAUGUCCCAUGCUACAAUUUAUAUUUGUAUUUACUACGUCGUUGCCCCAUUAACACAAAGUCUUUUGUAAUCUUUGAACUUAUUUUGUGGGGGAAUUGGUCCCAAAAAUUUAGAGUAGUGUGCCCUACAGAAAUGCCAGCUUCCCAUGAGCUAUGUGAGCUGGUUUAGGAUCUAUG